Messenger RNA from Chaetomium globosum CBS 148.51, 387 nucleotides. Its product is annotated as mitochondrial 54S ribosomal protein YmL38/YmL34. Gene Ontology annotation, cellular component: mitochondrial large ribosomal subunit; ribosome. Bases 1 to 387 code for a protein of 128 amino acids. Gene Ontology annotation, biological process: translation. NCBI's taxonomy places the organism in Eukaryota, Fungi, Ascomycota, Sordariomycetes, Sordariales, Chaetomiaceae. The transcript has 3 exons. The record is from RefSeq and is a predicted model, not a curated record. Gene Ontology annotation, molecular function: structural constituent of ribosome; large ribosomal subunit rRNA binding.
AUGGUUCGAUCUAUGCUGAACUGCAUCGACAACUCUGGCGCGGCCAUUGUCGAAUGCGCCAUGGUAAUCGGGCAGAAGAGGCACGCCUCGAUCGGUGACAGGAUAGUGGUGGUUGUUCAGAAACAGAGAGGUGCCCAGGCGGAGGGCAUGGCCGCAUCCUCGGGCACCAAGGUGAAGCGCGGCGACAUCCGGCACGCCAUCGUGGUACGGACAAAAUACAAGGUGCAGCGGCGAGACGGCAGUGUGAUCCGGUUCGACGACAAUGCCUGUGUUUUGAUCAACAAGUCCGGCGACCCCAUCGGCUCGCGAAUCAACGGCGUCGUGGGACAGGAGCUGCGGAAGAAGAAGUGGAGCAGGAUUCUCAGCAUGGCGCCCAUGCAAGCAUGA